GGCCUCCCUUCCCCUGAAGAUCAGGGACUUAGCCGCGGGUUCCGCCGCCUCGGGAGCCCUCGGAGACUUCUGUCUGUCAGCGGCGGCAGUGGCGGGGGCGGCGGGGACCGUGGGGAAGGAGGCGGCGGCAGGCCUUCCGCGCGGCCGCGAUGCUGAGCUCCCGGGCCCAGGCGGCGAUGAGCGCGGCCGACAGGGCCAUCCAGCGCUUCCUGCGGACUGGGGCGGCCGUCAGAUAUAAAGUCAUGAAGAACUGGGGUGUCAUAGGUGGACUCGCCGCCGCUCUCGCAGCAGGAAUAUAUGUUAUUUGGGGUCCCAUCACAGAAAGAAAGAAACGUAGAAAAGGGCUUGUGCCUGGCCUGGUCAACCUGGGGAACACCUGCUUCAUGAACUCGCUGCUGCAAGGCCUGUCUGCCUGCCCCGCUUUCAUCCGGUGGCUGGAGGAGUUCACCACCCAGUACACCAGGGACCAGAAGGAGCCCCCCACGCACCAGUAUUUAUCCUUAACGCUGCUGCAGCUCCUGAAAGCUUUAUCCUGCCAGGAAGUUACUGAUGAUGAAGUCUUGGAUGCAAGCUGCUUGUUGGAUGUCUUAAGAAUGUAUAGGUGGCAGAUCUCUUCAUUUGAAGAACAGGAUGCUCACGAGUUGUUCCACGUCCUCACCUCGUCGUUGGAGGAUGAGCGGGACCGCCAGCCUCGGGUCACACACUUGUUCGAUGUUCGUUCCCUGGAGCAGCAGCCGGAGGUCGCUCCCCAGCAGAUAACCUGCCGCACAAGAGGGGCGCCUCACCCCGUGUCCGGUCACUGGAAACCUCAGCACCCGUUCCACGGGAGACUCACCAGUAACAUGGUCUGCAAGCACUGCGAGCACCAGAGUCCUGUUCGGUUUGAUACCUUUGAUAGCCUUUCGCUGAGCAUUCCAGCAGCCACAUGGGGCCACCCACUGACCCUGGACCACUGCCUUCACCACUUCGUCUCCUCAGAGUCGGUGCGGGAUGUUGUCUGUGACAACUGUACCAAGAAUGAAGCCAAAGGGACGUUGAAUGGGGGAAAGGUGGAACACCAGAGGACCACUUUUGUUAAGCAGUUAAAGCUAGGGAAGCUCCCCCAGUGCUUGUGCAUCCACCUGCAGCGGCUGAGCUGGUCCAGCCACGGCACGCCCCUGAAGCGGCACGAGCACGUGCAGUUCAACGAGUUCCUGAUGAUGGACAUCUACAAGUACCACCUCCUUGGACAUAAGCCCGGUCCACACAGCCCCAAGCUGAACGAGAAGGCAGGGCCUGUGUUGGAGCUGCAGGAUGGGCCGGCGGCCCCCAAAUCAGUUCUGAAUCACCCAGGGGGCCCCAAACCCCACAUUUUUAUGAAUGGUGCCUGCUCCCCGGCCGUGUUGCCUACCCUGCCAGCCCCAGUGCCCUUCCCCCUGCCCGUUGUUCCGGACUACAGCUCCUCCGCGUACCUCUUCCGGCUGAUGGCGGUCGUCGUCCACCACGGAGACAUGCACUCGGGACACUUUGUGACUUACCGACGGUCCCCACCUUCGGCCAAGAACCCCCUGUCAACCAGCAACCAGUGGCUGUGGGUUUCCGACGACACGGUGCGCCGGGCCAGCCUGCAGGAGGUCCUGUCCUCCAGCGCCUACCUGCUGUUCUACGAGCGGGUGCUCUCCAAGGUGCAGCACCAGAGCCGGGAGUACACGUCCGAGGAAUGAGCGCGCCCCACCCCCAGAGCUAGACCUGACGGCGCUGUGCACGCCACCCUGGAAAGAGACAAACUCCGACCACGUGUGCGUGCAUGCGCGCAGGCAGCCCGCCAGAGCCCUUCAGCCUUCGGGUGUGCUCCCAGAGCAGGCUCCACCGGGGAGCCGGUGGCCCCGACGCAACCCAAGUCGGGCCCCUGAGCAGCUCUGCUGGCACGCACUGGACGGCGUCGCUGUCGUGUUGGGACAGCAUUCACUCUGCCCAGAGCAUCUUCUCGCUCACCUGAUGCAGGUUGUUAAAAGAAAUCAGGCUCCGGAAGCACCUCUUCUGUAUUCUUACAUACUAGGCGUUCUCGGAGGGGGGCCACCUUCGUCAGACCCUCCGAUGUUUCAGCGCAGACCUUUCAUUUCUAAUGAGCAGGCCCGCAUAAAAAUUGUUGACAGGAAUUAGUGAGAUUAUCAAAGGCAACAAUUUAGAAGAAAAAGUGCCUUUCACUUUUGAUCGCUUUUGUAGCACGUCCAUUCUGGAAAAUACACGUUCUCUAAGAGUCAUAGAACCAAUUUUGGAAAAGCCUUCUUCUCAGUUUCUCAAGGGAUAGCAAAAGAACCGUUAAAAGAUGCCUAAAGAACACCCACCUUCCCUUUUUGUAUGUCUUUUUCUAAUCUUUCGAUUCUUUGUAUAUACAUCUACAGUAAAAGCUCUCCUGCCAAAUCUGCCCCUCGGGGGGACUGUCACUGCUUCCUCAGUUCUCAGUGACCUGCUCACGCGUUGCCCUUACCUUUCGUACGCAGGACGCGCGGGACUCGGGGUCGCGCUGACAGUGGGAGCCCCUGAGAAUAGCCAGACUGUGCCCUGCAGUUCCUCUGCUCUGUAGAAGCCCGAUCUCCCAGACACCCGCUUCAGACGGUUAUCCACGUCUAUUUAUUUAUCGCUCGUGCAGAGCUCUUAAGAUGUGCAGGCGGGGCCGGGGGCCGUGUAAGAAGGCAGCCCCGCCUCGGUGUGGGGACUGGAGUCGGAAGGAAGGGCGCCCGCCCUGGGGCUGCAGCCCCUCUGGACCCCCACCUCCUUGUUCGUGAUGGGAAGGCUGAGGUCGAUGGCCGUCGAAGGCCAGGCUUUCCCAC
Messenger RNA from Phyllostomus discolor (pale spear-nosed bat), 2813 nucleotides. It is a transcript of the gene USP30, whose product is annotated as ubiquitin specific peptidase 30. Gene Ontology annotation, cellular component: nucleus; cytosol. Gene Ontology annotation, molecular function: cysteine-type endopeptidase activity; cysteine-type deubiquitinase activity. The record is from RefSeq and is a predicted model, not a curated record. Gene Ontology annotation, biological process: protein deubiquitination. NCBI's taxonomy places the organism in Eukaryota, Metazoa, Chordata, Mammalia, Chiroptera, Phyllostomidae. The coding region runs from base 150 to 1703 and encodes 517 amino acids. The transcript has 13 exons.